GUUUUGCAACUGUUGUGCUAGUGUUGAGGGGGUCAAACGUGUUUACGGUGACACGCCGUUGUCCACUCCUGGUGGAUUUUCUGAGAAACCGGUUUUAUUUUCAGGUCUGUGUGGGUAAGCUGUAGAAAAAUGGCUAAAGUGAAUCUGUCUGAAGUUGGGAAGAACUUGCUGAAGAGUGCUGACAGUGGAGAGAAAGUGGAGCUCCAGUCUCUGUGGCAGGACCAGCCUUUGGUGGUCUUUUUCCUGCGCAGGUUCGGCUGCCAAGUGUGCCGAUGGAUGGCGGCAGAGAUCAGCAAGCUGGAGCCUGACCUCAGGGCCAACGGGGUCUCGCUGGUGGGAGUCGGACCAGAGGAGUUAGGGCUCCAGGAGUUUAAGGAAGGAGGGUUUUUUAAAGGCUCCAUUUAUGUGGAUGAAGAAAAAAAGUGUUACAAGGAUUUGGGAUUCAAACGGUACAAUGCUUUAAGUGUGGUUCCUGCUGCUUUAGGGAAGAAAGUGAGAGAUGUAUCUUCAAAGGCCAGUGCUGCAGGAAUCCAGGGAAACUUUUCAGGAGAUCUCAUGCAGAGUGGUGGCAUGAUUAUUGUGGCUAAAGGUGGAGAAAAAGUGUUACUCCACUUCAUCCAGGAUUCACCAGGAGACUUUGUACCUCUGGAGGACAUCUCCACGGCUCUCGGUAUCUCAUCCACAGUGAAAGCCGGGCAGAAACCGGUGUGCAAUGAUGAUGUUUGCACACGAUGAAGCAGUAGCGGCCAGUUUCGCCUGAAAUGAAAGUCAGCAAGAUAAAGAAGAGGAGUGAUGUUAUCUUGAUAAUAUUCCACAUUAGCCUUUUUGUCUUUGUAAUGUGAUUAUUACCUUUUAUAAAAUCUGUGUGUACAUGAAGCUAAUGCUUACCUGUAUCUUUAUGGUACAAAAAACAUUUUUUUGAUUCUGAUGUAACUUAAUUCAUUUUUACACUUAAUUUUGACUCUGUGAAAAUAUGUGUUUCAAUCAAUAAAAUGUUUUGGAGCUAAAUGUCUA
Molecule: messenger RNA, 1014 nt
Organism: Girardinichthys multiradiatus
Lineage: Eukaryota; Metazoa; Chordata; Actinopteri; Cyprinodontiformes; Goodeidae
Gene: prxl2b
Product: peroxiredoxin like 2B
Exons: 7
Coding region: 130-735 (201 amino acids)
Source: RefSeq, a predicted model, not a curated record